This is a messenger RNA of Talaromyces marneffei, 660 nucleotides long. RefSeq lists its product as uncharacterized. NCBI's taxonomy places the organism in Eukaryota, Fungi, Ascomycota, Eurotiomycetes, Eurotiales, Trichocomaceae. The transcript is spliced from 2 exons. The coding region runs from base 1 to 660 and encodes 219 amino acids. The record is from RefSeq and is a predicted model, not a curated record.
AUGGGGCAUCCAAGUCAUUCAAAUACAACUCGUGUCAAUGACAACGAUAACGACAACGACAACAUCAUCGAAGUAAAGUGGAAGCAAACCUCCCCCUCCCUAAUUCAAGACCUCUACCGCUCCCUCAUCCACAAACAACGCUCCACCAUCCACGCCUUCCACCUCUGGCUUCGCUUGUUAGAGCACAACCUCAUGCCCAACGUUCGCGAGCUGACGGUUCACUAUCACACUGUCCCCUCACUGCAUACAGAGUAUGAUUUGGUGCGGAUAUGGUUGAAUGCGAAUCCUGAUAGGGGGCUGAACAGGAAGAUGAGGGUUCAGAUUCUUGCUUUUGCUUUGGCCUCGGCCUCGUCGUCAUCAGGGGCUUCUGAUGGUGGUGAUGAGAAGAAGAUCCCCUGGAAUCUGUUCCUCCGCGACAUGAGGCAUCAACACGACCUUAUACACGACAAGCACGACUUGAUAGGCGACUAUGACUGCUUCAUCGUCUACAAGCAAUACGCGCGCCUGUACACGAUCCAAUCAUACGGCAACCCCGAAUGCCCGGUCAUAAAAGAAUGCUGGAUUAAUUUCGGUGCGGAUAUGGUGCAACAAUUCGGUUUACAGCCAUUAUGGAAGGAGAUAGGGGGCCGGUGUGGGAGUUCAAGACGCAUUAUGGGUUGA